AUGUUUCGUCUUUUCAUGCGCCGUCAGCCGCCCCAGGCCGGGCUUUUCGAUCUUCUCAUCGCUCUCUUCACCCUGUCAUUCUUUCCGCAUCCCACGCUUGUCUCCGCUCAAUUCCUCGUAAACGGCCAAAUCUUCACCAAUGCGUUGGCUAUUGUCGACGCUCCGGCGCCUAACAGCACCUUCCAUGCUGGCGCUAAUAUGCCGAUUGCGAUAGAUGUCUCUGGUGAUGGCAAGCUUCAGACCGCUGCUCAGGCUCCCAACUCUGGACUGGACACCUCCUUCGAUUCGCUCGAGCUCUACCUUACCUCAGCGUCUCAGAAGAUGAAUCUCACGAUCAUGUCCAACGGAUCUGGCUUCCUCCAGCAAGAGCCUGGCAGCACCGUGAAGCAUCUCGACUUCCAGUUGAGUAACUGCAUUCCCGAAGGGGAAUACAACUUUACAAUCUACGAAGCUUCGCACAUCAACGGGACGGCGUGUUACACCAUCACGUCGUACCCUGUCGCCAUCCAAAAUACCAAAUUCAACGGCACUUGCGAGUCUGGCACCAACGCGCUACAGAGCCUGCCGCAGAACUCCUCUCCGCCAUCAAGCAAUCCGCUUCUAGACACGUCGACACUCACACCACUGAACGUGAAUUUCGUCAACGCCGGGACGCCGGGAAAGACUGUAACGACCUCGCUGGCCGAGGGAACCACCGUAACUCUGACACUCGGGCCUUCAGGUACAUCUGGCAUUAGCCCUACUGGCAGUCCUUAUCCCUCUUCGGGGAUGAAAACAAAGACCAGGGAGCCGCCUGCGACUGUCACUGAAGUCGUGACGAUCGUGCUUGUCGGUUUCGAGACCAUUGUGACAACUUUACCGGGCCAAACUAUACCGUUUACGCAAGUCGUAACCUCGCUCGAGACACAGACUAUCACGGCGACCCCCACGCCUGUCAAUAAUGCUCAAGGCUUCACACCUUUGAAUAGCGCUCCCGGCCCUCUCCUUCCUGCUCCACUACUCGUCCUUUCUACUCUACUGGUCUGGUUCGUGGUUUUUCUGUCGUUAUUGGGUCCCUAUCAGUUUUUGGCCGCGGGUUGA
Peniophora sp. CBMAI 1063 is the source of this 1080-nucleotide messenger RNA. The record is from the annotation of a GenBank genome assembly. Lineage: Eukaryota; Fungi; Basidiomycota; Agaricomycetes; Russulales; Peniophoraceae.